Molecule: messenger RNA, 1392 nt
Organism: Rotaria socialis
Lineage: Eukaryota; Metazoa; Rotifera; Eurotatoria; Philodinida; Philodinidae
Source: the annotation of a GenBank genome assembly
AUGGCUGCGCAACCCAAGCCUGAUGUAGAGCAACAAAAAUCUACAACAACUGAGGACAAAAAUGAUGAAAUGGAUCCACUAUCAAUGAUUCAGCAAAUGAUGGAACGAUUGCCAGGUUUACUCGAGAGCACGCAGCCCAAAGAACUGUCAGUAGAGCCCCCUGUAUUAAACUCAUUUAAUCUUGCCAGCGCUGCCGAAUAUAUGGCUAAUUGUUCGAAUAUUAUCAUCAUGUGUGGUGCCGGCAUUUCUACCAGUGCUGGCAUACCUGAUUUUCGUUCACCCGGUACUGGACUGUAUUCUCGAUUGGAGCACUACAAUUUACCAUUUCCUGAAGCAAUCUUUGAAUUGAAUUAUUUUCGAGAAAAUCCAAAACCAUUUUUUCUAUUAGCAAAAGAACUUUAUCCAAAAAAUUUUAUGCCAACACCGACUCAUUAUUUUAUUAGAUUGAUGAACGAAAAGGCCAAAUUACUACGUGUUUACACCCAGAAUAUCGAUUCCUUGGAACGCAUUGCUGGUAUUCCAACGGAGACGAUCGUCGAAGCACAUGGAACAUUUUUCACGGCGCACUGUUUGGAAUGUCGUAAGGAAUACUCAUUGGAAUAUGUUCGAGAGAUUAUUUUCAAAGAUGAAAUACCCUAUUGUGAUGCAUGCAAGAACCUUAUUAAGCCAGACAUUGUGUUUUUUGGCGAAAGUUUACCAACACGAUUUUCCGAAUGUGCUGAAAUUGAUUUUCCGAAAGCCGAUUUUUUAAUUAUCAUAGGUACUUCUCUUGCAGUUGCGCCAUUUAAUGGACUCAUUUCUCGUGUUAAUAAAAAUUGUCCUCGACUCUUGAUCAAUAUGGAGGAAGUCGGUCAAGUAAACCCAUUUUGGAACCCGUUUGGCAGCGCACUAAUGUUCAACUCACCGACAAAUCGUCGCGAUGUAUUUCAUAAAAGUAGCUGUGAUGAAGGAGUAGUCGAAUUAGCCAAAUUACUCGGCUGGGAACGCGAUUUUAAAAAAUUCCUAAAAAUAGAAAGUGGAUCGAAUCAACAAAAAGCCACUUCGUCUAAAAACAAUAAUUCGUUAUCUUCGGUAGGAGCUUCUACGAAUGCGAAUAGGAGUUCUCCAUCUACAAUAUCCGACAAUACGAUUACAACGACUCACGCACCACCAAAAAAGGCAAUUGCGGCUUCCUCAAAUAGACAUUCUUCACCUUCAAAGACAAGCAGCAGAGUGACCACUACAAAUGUCUCACCAACAAAAGCAGGUGCUUCUUCUAUGAGAAAGGAUUCUUCACCUUCAAAGCCGACUAGUACGACUACGAGAAAAAGUGCUUCAAUAGCGAAAGAAACAAAUAGUACCGAAGCAAAUAAAUCUUUGGCGAGAACAACAGCAGCUGUCAAGAAGCCAUGA